AGCCCUCAUGUAAGAAAAGAACGGAGGAGACAUACUCGCUGGUGAUAUAGUCAUGAAGCACUCUCUUCUCACAAUACAUUAGAAGAUAUAACAACAGUUGAUAUCAUCGGGUAUCCACAACUUCAGAAAACGUCUCCCCACGGCUCGACUAAAGCGCAGCUCUAUCUGGACUAACACACGCUUACUACACGAUGAUAAUGUUAUCAUCAGAUUUGAUUACCUAUAAAACAAUUACAUGCCGUGAAUGUUGCAGCAUGGGAAACGUGACACAAGCUUUUGAAACAAAGUAACGAGGCUUGAUCCUGGUAUGCUGCUUCAACUACGUCACAGCAUGGAACACCGGAACCGUACCUCCUACGUCUAGUCGAGGCCUUGACAGUCUAAAAUUAACAGAAAAAAAAGACUGCCUUGAGGGUGGUCCAGUGGCGGUGAUGUUCAGAGAACUCUCCUUUUCCAAGUAUCUGGUAUGGGUCGCAGCGGCCCUUCUGCUCGCUGGUAUACUUCAGAUACUCAUAGGACUCUUCGUCUUCUUAUCGGAUGCCCUUGACAUUUACAUGCUGCUGCUGAACUAUUGUAUAGCCACCCUGUUUUGUAUCUGCACCAUCUUGAUAAGUGGGGGUGGAACCUUCGAACCAUUACAGAACACUUGUAAGUACCUCUCGCCGCUCAGCAGCAUCGCUAUUAGUGUACCCAUGAUGACACUCUUCCUUUUGAGUUACAGCCGAUUCUAUGCGAUAACAUACCCCUUUUACUACGUUGACAAAUUCACUGUCAUCAACCAGCUGAUUGUUUGUUUUCUGUCGUGGUUCAUACCCAUCAUAGUGGUUGGUCUCGGCACCGCUUUUCUGUGUACCUCCAUAUCGGUACACACAGAAAAAGUGCUCACUGGUUUCUGUGUAUACCCAUCUCAACCCGUUUAUGCCAGUUCACAUCUCUGGUACAGCCAAAAUAAUGACACCAAGGAAUGGGGUUGGGGAUAUUUCUACGGUGGUUAUAUGGAUGGUGACAUCCCUGCAGAUUCGGGCUGCCAGAUCUACAUGAUCAUAUACGUGCUGAUCUGCCUAAUUCUGCCUCUGAGUGGCUGCAUAGUCUGCUACUCUGCCAUCGUGUACCAACUCACUAUCAUCAAGAAAAAUAGAGAGAAAAUCACCAACUCCUCUACGGGGGGCGCUAACCCCGCGGACCAAUUCGUGACGGUCAACGAGAGCCAAUCCGUUCCUAUGCGUUCCAUGAAAUCCAAAACCUUCAGCGUUGCAAGUCUCAAACAACACCUUAAGAAACAAACUAGUAAUAUUUCUCAAAAGGCAAAAGAGAGGGUGCCAGUGUCCGUGAUCCUUAUCUUGACGCUAUACAUCUUUGUUGCGGUGCCUUUAACAAUUGUGGAGGUUUACAAUACAUCUCUUGUCGGUGGCAAUACAUCAGUGGCUAAGUUGGUCUGGAAAAAUCUUGAUGAAGCAAAGUUGACCUCGUUGAGGGAGGAUGAAAAGAAAAAUAUAUGGUGCGAUGACAAAAUUAAGGACUCCCCCACAUUUACACAGGAUUGGGUGACCACGUUCUUAGACAUAGGCUACUCGGUCGGCUUACUCGCAUUAGGUCUUUCCCCGUGGGCUUACAUAAAAUUCACAAAGUCGUUCGAGGAGAACUUGUGGCUAAGGCCACUGAAGAAGAUAUCAGGUAAAAUAGGCCUGGAGAUAAGUAAAUCAGUUAGGAACAAAUUUGCUAGUCCAGGACAUGCCAAACCGGUCACUAAGUCCAACCCUAACUACUCUGCAAAUGGAACUACAUCUGGCUAUUCUUCUGGAUUGUGCUCAGCUGCUCCACCGACCGCCAGGAAUGCUCCACCAAGUCCACGACCUCAAAAAAGACCUAUAACACCUCAACCCCCCGGGCGUACAUCGACAGCCGGGGUACCUCCCCCACAACCAUCUCCUCGUGCAUCUCCUCGUGCAUCUCCUAAUGUGGGUAAAAACCCGCCCGACCCUGUAACAGUAGAAGUAAACCCACCGCGACAGAGUCUUACAGCCCCGGAUGUUGACCCAGCGACUGGAAGGCCUAGACGUCGCUGCAGAUCACGGAACCCAUCUGCUGAAAACCCAACCACAGACCAAACAGAUGCUGCUCCAGAUAACAACAAUAAUAUCUAGAAUUUGUGGCUCUCAAUACGAGUUUCAGUUUGUUUUCCAAUUUUUCUCGAAGAUGUAAAUUACUGGCCACGGAUGAGGUUGAAGGUGUUCGUUACAGAUGGGAUAGCCGAGUUCCCGCAACGCAACUUUAACAAUGUGUGGACAUAUUAGGAUACAGAAUAUGAGAUGUAAUCAUAAUGUUACCAUCUUUCAAACACCGCUUCAUUGGCUCUACCCUUUACUUAGUCUUCUUUGCGACCCUGUUUCUGACUUGAUUUUGCGACUAGAUAUAUGGAUUUUUAUCUGUCGAGACGUUUUGAGCGAUGUGAUUCAAAGGAUUCGAUUCACAGUCGUGGUAUUAAUUUGAAUUAAGUAGGAGCGAUUUGAAUUACAUGUUUAUUUUUCAACUUGAGGGGUUAUUUGUUUGAAUAAUUGUUGUCGUGGAAUCAAGUAAUAGGGACUUCGGCAUUUAUAAGUUUAGUCAGUUUACAACCUUCAACUUGGAGUUAUCUUUAGAUUUAAAAUAAAGUUUAAUAACACUAACAGUUCAAAAUGAAGAUUUUUUCCAUCUAGAUAUAGUUCUACCUUUUUUUCUUUCUUUUUUUUAAUUAGAAGGGGAUUUAGGCUUCUCUUUUGUCAUACACGCACAUUUUGACGAAACAUUUUGUUUUCUUCUGUGAUAUUGUUGAUUUCUAACUGUUAAGCUGUAUUCAACUUUUUCAUUUUGUCUUGAUUUCAAGUU
This is a messenger RNA of Bolinopsis microptera, 2865 nucleotides long. RefSeq lists its product as uncharacterized. Gene Ontology annotation, cellular component: plasma membrane. The transcript is spliced from 17 exons. NCBI's taxonomy places the organism in Eukaryota, Metazoa, Ctenophora, Tentaculata, Lobata, Bolinopsidae. Gene Ontology annotation, biological process: neuropeptide signaling pathway. The record is from RefSeq and is a predicted model, not a curated record. The coding region runs from base 432 to 2144 and encodes 570 amino acids. Gene Ontology annotation, molecular function: G protein-coupled peptide receptor activity.